AUGGGUCUCGACGACGACCACCGCAGCCACAAAUCGCGGCCCACGCGCGAGGACGAGGAGGAGCGACCACGCAGAGACACAAAAGACAGAGACGGCCAUCGGCGCAGACGCAGCAGAGAAAGGGAGGGGGAUCGCAACUCGGACAGGCACAGGGAAAGGCGGAGGUCACGAUCACGAGACAAACGCGAGAGGCGGCGUUCACGCACACCAGACCCUUCGGCACGCAAACGGUCCCGCUCACGAGACCGCGACCGCGACCGAGAAAGGCGCAGACAGCGAUCCCCACGAGACAACGACCGAAGGAGCAGCGGGAAGGAACCCAAACGUCGACGCCGCGACGAUGAAUCGGAAGCAGACGACUCCACACGAACGCGCGCCAGUCCCCUCCGUCGCGCGGGGCCGCUCCCUUCGCAAGACGACUCCUUUGCCGUGUCCAAGGGCGAGGAGCCCGAGAAGCCAAAGGAGAAGCCGAACCUGCGCAAAACUGGUGUUCUGGCCGCGGCGUCAAACUCGGUACAACAGGCGGAUGGAACGUCGAUUGUUCUCAAAUACCACGAGCCCGCAGAGGCGCGCAAGUCGCCGGCGAAGGACCAGUGGAAGCUUUUUGUCUUCAAGGGGAACGACAUUGUUGACACAAUCGACUUGAACCUGCGCAGCUGCUGGCUAAUUGGGCGCGAGGCGGCGGUUGUUGAUAUGAUGGCGGAACAUCCAAGCAUCAGCAAGCAGCAUGCUGUUAUCCAAUUCCGACAUGUCGAGAAGCGCAACGAGUUUGGAGAUCGCAUCGGAAAGGUCAAGCCCUACCUGAUUGACCUCGAAAGCGCCAACGGAACGAUUCUCAACGGAGAUAAGGUGGCUGACAGCCGGUACUAUGAGCUUAGGGACAAGGACAUGAUAAAGCUGGGGCACAGUACGCGAGAAUAUGUCCUCAUGUUGGCGCCCAAAAACUAA
Messenger RNA from Colletotrichum gloeosporioides, 948 nucleotides. RefSeq names its product Smad nuclear-interacting protein 1. Gene Ontology annotation, cellular component: nucleus. Gene Ontology annotation, molecular function: mRNA binding; protein binding. Lineage: Eukaryota; Fungi; Ascomycota; Sordariomycetes; Glomerellales; Glomerellaceae. The record is from RefSeq and is a predicted model, not a curated record. The transcript has a single exon. The coding region runs from base 1 to 948 and encodes 315 amino acids. Gene Ontology annotation, biological process: maintenance of RNA location; mRNA splicing, via spliceosome.